AUGCGGGUCAUCCUCUUGCUCAUCGUAGCUCCCGUUGUCCUCGGCCGAGUGGGCAUUGGACACAGCGGACUCGACAACGACCCACAAGCGCCCUUGUUGAUCAAAAGCACUGAAGACCUGGAAUGGGAUGUAGCACCAGAUGUAGAUGCUACCGGGCAUCAUCUCUUCAAUGCGGUGAAUUCCUUAUUGCAGCUUUGGCCAAAUACAGUCGUGCGCCCAGGACAUACAAUCGCGUCAUGUAUCAUACCACCCGGAACUCUGCUCUACCAUGGCAAAGUUGGCUCAGAAACCCCAACAUAUCCUGACUGGCUCGCCUUCGACUCUGAACAUGGCUACCUCUUCGCGCGUUGGCGCGGCGGGCACAUCCUCACUUUCUCGACAACUCGCAAACUCCGAAUGCUGUAUUUCGACGGCUCCAGCGGCGCGAAGAUAGAAGAUGGAUCGAGCGAUACUCAGGAACUCCUGAUGUUUGGAGACGUGAAAGGUCGCCGUAAAGAAGACCCGUGGGAGGACGAGGACGAGCGCAUUGAGACACUGUGCAAAUGGGCGAGGCAGCGGAGUCUGGACGGAUUUGUACGGAUGGAGAUUGACUUUGAGGUCAUGUAUUGCGACAUGACCAAUGGGCUCAAGCUCAUAUCUGCGAUCGAAGCCAUGCCCUACGUGCCCUACAACGACUCGUCCAUCUCAGCUACCAUCAGUUCGCCGAACCGCGGCCCGGGUAGUCCAGGCUGGGGCGAACGUGCCGACCGUCCGUCCAGCUGGCGCGGUUCCCUACCGACCGAAACCGGCAACGACAUUCGCGUCGCAGCCAAUGGACACGCCCACGCACCAGGAGAGACUCGCGUACAUAUCCUGUACGACAAGAUCAUCACGUUCUACGAUCCCGCUGUCACAAGCUUGCUCGAGUUGCGCCGUGGGAAGCCCCGGGAGGGGCACCGGGUGAAGGGGAUAUCGAAAGCGGACGCAGACGCGAAGCUACGGGAGCUGGAUGGAGUGCUCAGCGAUUGGGAUCGGAAAGGGAGCGGGACAGACUGGAAAAGUCUCACACAUGUCGUCUUCGAGCGGUAUGCUCAACGGCUAGAGACACUCGCGUAUACACUCGACAACGCGACUUAUCCCGACGUGCUGACGAGAGCGACGAGGGCUCGCGCUCAGGUGCUGGCUAUGCUCGCGCCGCACUUCGCAAUCACAAACACGCCACCACUUGACGCGGAUACUGCCGAUAACGCUUGGCUCGCGCCCGUUGUACAGCGCUGCGCCUCGACACAUACGGCGGGUGUGCCGACCGACCUGCUGACGCCGCAGGAAAGUCUCAUACUGAACUCGAUAGAGGAGGUUAUGGGAGAGAUUUGUCGCAGGUUAGGCAGGAUGCUCCAUGCCGCAUUCGACGUCGAGAGCACAGCCUGGGAGGAGGAACGAGUGGAGAAUGUGGUGGGCAUUCUGCGGGAGGAGGUCGCGGCGUUGAUGGAGUGGUUAGACUGGACGUCAGCUUGGGUCAAAUGCAGACCAGGGUGCUCCGCAGAGGAAAUGUGUGUUCUUCCAACCUGGCCCUACGAGCUAGCAUAUGAGCGUCUAUCACCUUUGUGUACUCCACGUUUCCGCUACAUAUUCCGGCAUCGUUGCCCGUGGGAGUUUGCUAUGCCUGACCGAGGACUACUGUCCUCGUAUUUGUCUCCUUCCCUAUUCCCAACCGCCAUCUUCGCCUUAUUCCACUUACACUUUGCACCGAUGUCGACCUCGAUCAACGGCACAGAUCCCAGCUCUCCCAGCGACACCUUGACAGAGCACCAGGAGCGAUCGACGACCCUUGGCGAUUCAUCAUUCGCACGAUACGAGCGCUCAGGCCAACUCGCGGAUCUGGAACAAGCCAUCGCAGCCUAUCGCCGUGCGGUCGACCUUACGUCGGAUGACCACAUACACAAGGCGGACAGGUCUACUUCGCUUGCUCGGUUGCUAGUUGUCCGCUACGAGCGCGUGGGAGAGCUGGAAGAUCUAGAUGGUGCCAUCGCGCUAUACCGUUGCUCCGUCGAUCUUACAGCGCCUGGACACUCCUCCGUGGCGGAGCGGCUUUGCAGCCUCGGCGAUGCGCUACUUGCGCGCUUUGAGCGCACAGGUUCGCUUGACGACCUGAAUCAAGCUAUUGCGGAGCACCGCCGCUCGGUCGAGCUCUCUCCGGACGAUCAUCCCGACACGCCACAGCGGCAGACGAGCCUCGGACGCUCGUUGCGUGUACGCUUCCGGCUCAACGGGGGGCUCAACGACAUGGAAGAGUCCGUUGCCAUGCUCCGGCGCGCGGUCGAGCACACACCCAACGAUCAACUGAAGAAGGCAGGUCGGUACAGCAGCCUCGGCGAAGCGCUGCUCGCACGCUUCGCGCAUAAAGGAGAGCUUGAAGAUCUCGACGGGGCCAUUGCAGCGCAUAAAAGCGCGACGGACCUAACUCCGGACACCUCGCCUUCGAAGGCGGAGACUCUGGGUGCCCUCGGCAACGCGAUGCUCACGCGGUACGAGAGGCUUGGAGAAGCCGAUGAUCUGGAGCAGGCCGUUGAAAUUCAUCGGCGUGCAGUCGAUCUUACACCCAAUACGCACUAUGUGAUGUCCGCGAGGCUUCGCGACUUCGGGAUCACCCAGAAGCAAGCCUUUGGACGUCUGUCCUCGCAGGCUAACUUCGACGAGGCCGCUAAAGCGCUAAAGGACUCCAUGACACAUGCACCUUCCCGCCCUCAAGAACGACUACAGUCCGCACAACAGCUCAUUGAGCUACUUUCCGCCAACCCCGAGUUCAGCUCUGCCGAAUCGAUCUUGGCGGCACACGGACAUAUCAUCGCGAUGAUACCCGAGUUUGUCUGGCUCGGCCACGAUCUACAUCGGCGCUCUCAAGAGUCUGCGAGAUGCGGCGCGCUCGUUAGCGCGGCCGUAUAUGCUUCUAUCGCUGCUGGAGCACUGGACAAAGCUGUAGAAUGGCUCGACGCGGGCAGGACGGUCAUUCUCUCGCAGGCGCUGGCUCUACGCGCGCCACUGGAUGAGCUGCAGUCUGUUCACCCUGAGCUGGCUAGCUCUUUACACGAUAUCCAGGUCCAACUACAACAGUCCGCACACGACUCUUCGUCCCCUGGGGAUCUUCGUAUGUUGGCUAUCCAAUACGAACGCCUCAUAGAGAUCGUCAAUGAGUGUCCGGGCUUCGAAAAGUUCAUGCGCCCGAAGUCAUUCGACAUGAUUCUUCCGUCACUCAACCUCCUGAACGGGUCUGUUGUGUUCAUCGUCGUAGACGAGGCGCACUGCGAUGCUCUCAUUCUUUCGUCGGAUGGGGCCAUACAGCAUGUGGCACUUACUGAGCUUUCGCUCAAGGGCGCUCACGAGUUGUGCACGCAUUGGGUCGCAAAUCUGAGCGCCCAGGGUGGGCUACGUGAAUCCGAACUCGAUGAAUCUCGCGAUGAUCUGAGGUCAACACAAGCUGUCAUGGAGGAUGUGUGGAAGUGGAUCGUGAAGCCCGUCUUGCAAGCGUUGGAUCUACUGAACCCGAGCCAUCCGGGCGAGCGAUUACCUCACAUCACUUGGUGUCCAACCGGACUACUCGCACAGCUACCUCUGCAUGCCGCGGGUAUGUAUAGCGCCCCAGACGGUCCGCGUGUAUCCAACUAUGUUGUAUCUUCAUACACCCCGUCUUUGGCCUUGCUCUUGCAUUGUCAUGAGGGUCUCCCUAAGCACCAACCUAUACCGAAGAGUACGCUGAUCGUAGCGCAAUCGAGUGUACCUGGCGCUCCUCCGCUUUCAGACAGCCCGGCGGAAAGCCGCCAAGUUAUGCAGACCCUAUCCGACGCGGAAAUCGAAUGCCACCUACUGGACCACGAGAAUGCGACCGUCGCAUCUGUCCAAACUGGCCUCGCGCAGUACCCUUGGGUACAUCUGGCCUGCAAUACAUCCCGAGACGAGGCCGACGCGACACGGAACGCGUUCACGCUCUACGACGGCCCGCUGUCCUUCGCAGAUCUUCUAGCCACGACGGCCGAAGACGCAGAACUCGCGUUCCUUUCCGCGAACCAGACGGCUGUAAGCGACGAGACGUGUCCAGAGGAGUCUUUGCAUUUGGCAGCGGGCAUGCUCGUCGCCGGGUUCAAAGGCGUAGUGGCGACAAUGUGGUCGAUCGAAGACCGAGAGCCGCCAGUCGUUGUUGACGCGUACUACAAGGAGCUGCUGAGGUUACGCAGUUAUGAUACUCUGGAAAGAGAGACUGGCGCUGCGUAUGCGCUACACGAGGCUACGAAACUUCUUCGAGAGCGCGUUGGCGGAGACAACGUCAUGAAGUGGGCCACAUUCGUGCAUUUUGGUGCUUAG
This is a messenger RNA of Peniophora sp. CBMAI 1063, 4335 nucleotides long. The record is from the annotation of a GenBank genome assembly. Lineage: Eukaryota; Fungi; Basidiomycota; Agaricomycetes; Russulales; Peniophoraceae.